AUGUUUGGGGACCUGUCGAUCAAGGUCAAAGGGGCCGACUGUGGCGUCGAUGCCCUUUUUCUUGCCAUCAUCACGUCGAUCGGCGGCUUCCUUUUCGGCUACGACAUUGGUCAGAUCUCCGGCACCAUUGUUUUCGACGACUUUGUCCAUCGGUUCCUCACUAAUGGCUCGCCCACGAUCAAGUCUCUCCUGGUCUCUUUCUUUAGCAUUGGCUGCCUCUUUGGCGCGCUGGCCGGCGCGUACACGUCAGACUGGUUUGGACGACGAAAGAGUAUCGCCUUGGGGGUGUUCAUCUUCAUCUUGGGAGAUGCCAUGCAAGUUACGGCAACGCAUAGCUGGAUCCAUCUCACCAUGGGCAGAUUUGUUGCUGGCCUCGGUAUCGGCAACCUUUCUGUUGGCGUUCCCAUGUUCCAAUCCGAGUGUGCUCCGCGGGAAAUUCGUGGAGCUGUAGUCGCUUCAUACCAGCUCCUCAUUACCAUUGGUAUCCUCUUCGGCAACGUCGUCUGCUAUUUUAUGCGCCGCCAUCAGGAGGACAGCGAAACAUGGCGUCUCGUCAUCGGCAUAGGAGCCUUGUACUCCAUACCUCUUGGAGAAAAAGCCCGCCAAUCGCUAUCACGACUUCGCGGCAAGAGCAAGGAUCCUAGCAAUGUCCUCGUUGAGAACGACAUGCACGAAAUGAGGGAGGUUUUGGCAUUGGAACGCCAGACUGGCACUGCUUCGUGGAUUGAGUGCUUCUCGCUCAAAUCAAGGGUUCCCAAGACGCGCUACCGCACUUUUCUCGGUAUGGGUCUUCACUUUCUACAACAGUGGACGGGCAUCAACUACUUCUUCUAUUACGGCACUACCAUCUUCUCCACUGCUCACAUCAAGGAUCCAUUCCUUGUGCAACUCAUUCUCGGCACCGUCAAUGUUGCCACUACGUUUCUCGCCGUUUAUUUAGUUGACAAGUUUGGCCGUCGAUGGCCUCUAAUCCUCGGAGCCAUUUGGCAAGCUGUGUGGUUGAUGAUUUUUGCCUCCAUUGGCACCGCGACCAAUCAUCUCCCCUCAGUGUCGAGCACCUAUGGCGUCGUCAUGGUUCUGUCAUCUUGCAUGUUCAUUGCUUCGUUUGCGGCUACCUGGGGUCCCAUUGCCUGGGUUGUCAUGGGCGAGACAUUUGCUCUACGCACGCGUGCAAAACAGGCCUCGUUGGCCACAGCAGCCAACUGGCUGGGCAAUUUUUUGAUCGGAUUCCUCACUCCACACGCCGAUAGAGGCUUGUCAUACGCGUUUGGGUACAUCCUAGCCAGCGCCAACCUGGCCGCUGCCGCCGUAGUUUGGAUGUACUUGUACGAGUCCUCGCUGCUCAGCCUGGAGAGCGUGGACAUCAUGUACAGUAUGCACGACGUUGUGCCAUGGGAGAGCGCCCGCUGGGUGCCACCCGGAUACGUCACACGCCGGGUACGAGACGAGCAGCGUUUCCGCAGAUUGAGCAUUCAAGAAAUGGUGGAGAUGGCCAACAAGGAUGCCAGUGUCAAAUCUGAUGAGAACGCUGGCCAAAGUAGCCAGGUCUGA
Messenger RNA from Trichoderma breve, 1551 nucleotides. Its product is annotated as sugar transporter domain-containing protein. Gene Ontology annotation, biological process: carbohydrate transport; transmembrane transport. The transcript is spliced from 5 exons. The record is from RefSeq and is a predicted model, not a curated record. Gene Ontology annotation, molecular function: carbohydrate:proton symporter activity. Gene Ontology annotation, cellular component: membrane. Lineage: Eukaryota; Fungi; Ascomycota; Sordariomycetes; Hypocreales; Hypocreaceae. Bases 1 to 1551 code for a protein of 516 amino acids.